Telopea speciosissima is the source of this 1278-nucleotide messenger RNA. Its product is annotated as F-box protein PP2-A15-like. The record is from RefSeq and is a predicted model, not a curated record. The transcript has 3 exons. Gene Ontology annotation, molecular function: protein binding. The coding region runs from base 160 to 1020 and encodes 286 amino acids. Lineage: Eukaryota; Viridiplantae; Streptophyta; Magnoliopsida; Proteales; Proteaceae.
CUUUCAGCACCAGCAGCACCAGCAGCACCAGCGGCGGCGCCUCUGCAACCACCACCAUCACCACCGGCAGAAGCUGGAGUUCAGCGUUUGUAGUACAGAGAUGGAGAUGAAGGUGAAGUGAGGGUAGAAGGACAGAGAGAGGGGGAAGGGAAGAGUAAAAUGGGGGCAACGCUCUCCAACUUGACGGAAGGGGCGAAUGGCUGCACCGAUCGUCCCGGUCUGGGAGACAUACCAGAGAGUUGCGUGGCCUAUGUAUUCAUGCACUUGACGCCGCAAGAGAUAUGCAACCUCGCUCGCCUCAACUGGGCCUUUCGGGGUGCUGCUUCUUCUGAUUCCGUCUGGGAAGCCAAAUUGCCCCCUAAGUACCAGCACCUCCUCGAUUUGUUUCCCUCUGACCGAUACCAGAAUCUAUGCAAGAAAGAUAUCUUUGCCCUCAUCUCUCGUCCCAUCCCUUUCGACGACGGCAACAAGGAGGUUUGGGUGGAUAAGGUUACUGGGGGUGUUUGUAUGUCGAUCUCGGCGAAAGCCCUGGCUAUAACUGGGAUUGAAGAUCGGAGAUACUGGAACUGGAUUCCUACUGAAGAGUCUAGGUUCCAUGUAGUGGCCUUUUUGCAGCAAGUAUGGUGGUUUGAAGUAGAUGGCUUGGUCAAGUUUCCUUUCCCAGCCGGUGUAUACACUGUGUCAUUCAGGAUUCAUCUUGGAAAAUUUUUCAAACGACUGGGUCGACGUGUCUGUAGUUUUGAACACACUCAUGGUUGGGAUAUAAAGCCUGUACGUUUUGAACUGUCUACUUCAGAUGGUCAGCAAGCAGCAUGUAAUUGCUGUUUGGAUGAAUCUGAAAUGGAUGAUGCAAAUGGCAACCACAAGCGUGGGUAUUGGAUAGAGUACAAGGUAGGUGAGUUUACUGUCAGAGAUUCAGAAGAUGCAACAGAAGUCAGAUUUUCCAUGAAGCAGAUUGAUUGUACACAUUCCAAAGGUGGGCUCUGUGUAGAUUCAGUGUUUAUUCUCCCUAGUAAUUGAAGAGAGAAGAAAAGCUUUCAUGUAGCAACAGCCAGCACACGAUGUAUUGCCUAGAUCCUAAUAUGGAUGUGUGAUACAGCUCAUACUUGUGAAGGAUUUGGUGUUUGGAGAAUGUCAUCUUGUGUGUCUUUACUUUCCCUUUUUCUAAUUUGCUUGUCCUUGUAGUUGUGUAACAUCUCUUUCUUCUCAUUGUAUUUGAUCCAUUCUUGUUUAUUUUGUUAGUGUUCCAGAUAAGAUAAAGAGAAUAUGCUCAGUUAA